This is a messenger RNA of Xenia sp. Carnegie-2017, 8211 nucleotides long. RefSeq lists its product as uncharacterized. The record is from RefSeq and is a predicted model, not a curated record. Gene Ontology annotation, biological process: siRNA processing. Gene Ontology annotation, molecular function: RNA-directed RNA polymerase activity; ATP binding; nucleic acid binding. Lineage: Eukaryota; Metazoa; Cnidaria; Anthozoa; Malacalcyonacea; Xeniidae. Gene Ontology annotation, cellular component: nuclear RNA-directed RNA polymerase complex.
UUACUCAUUCAAAAGCGCGAUAUAAAGACUUAAGCAUCGCAGUCAACAUUCAUCUUCUGAAAUAUGUAAAUUCGAACUGGUUACACUGCUAAAAAGUCUUUAAAAUUCAGGAUUUUUUAGGAUUCUGCUGGUAGUUUCACUUUUAUUUUCAACGUGGCUGGUGCUCAUUUAUCAUUGUAAAUAUGGAUUGGGCAUUACAUUGUAGAAAUUGUAGAAGUUUGAUAGCUUCGUUGUCAGAUCUUCAAUUCACUUUAAUUGGUUGCGCUGGGAUUCAUAUGAAUUUGAAAAGAGGAAUUGAUUUGGAUGAAAUAAUUGAAAAAAUACAAAAUCCUGAUCCAAGGAAAAGAGUUCGUGCUCCCUUCAAGGCAAAGUGUCGACAACCAAACUGCCAGAACUAUUUAGGAUCUUAUAUGAAUGAUUUACUGUCUUUCAGUGCCAAUGAAGUUUUUUUUAAAUCCAGACACGAAGAAAAAAAGUGGAAUAAAUGGUCAAAGGCUUUAAAAUCCCUUGAAGAUAUGGGUAUAUCUAUUGAAAGACCCAGUAAAACUACAGAAAGUAAUUUGAGGCCUAGAUCCAUUCCCUUAGUUUACUUAAAUUGUACUCUUACCAGUAAGAAUACUAUUGUUAAACUUACCAAGGAUAAACCACGCGAUUAUCAGAGAAAAUUGUUUCUUGAAACGAUGACAGGAAAUUCCCUUGUGUAUCUUCCUACGGGAUGUGGUAAGACCCUAAUUGCUGCAAUGGCGAUUGCAUGCAUGAGUUUUCUUAAUCCCACUAAAGGCUGUUUUUUGGCGCCAAAGAUACCACUUGUUCAACAGCAAUUCAUGUAUCUCAAAGCGCAACUGCCGAAUUUGAAAGUUCUUUUCCUAACUGGACAGAAAGAUGAAGAAAACGUUGGCAGCAACAAUUGGGGCAAAGUUCGUCAAGCAUUGGAGCAACGUACUGUUGAUGUAAUGGUUAUGUCUGCAGAGAUAUUUGUCAAUUUCUUAGUUGACAAUGGAAACUUGCUCAAAUUGGCUGAUGUCUCUACAAUUGUAUUUGAUGAGGCACAUAAUUGCACUGGACAACAUUCUUAUGCAAGAAUUAUGACAAAGUAUUCACCUGUUGAAGAGAGAUUCGGUUUAAACGCUCAUAUUGCUUUAAAUGUACCUAAGAAAUUUUCUAUAGACAAGCUGUUGGACAAACUUGAUUGCAAGGUUCUUUGGCCCUGUGAACAAGAUCUCUCGCUGUUUUUGAACAGACCAAGUAUGACCUACGUAUUAAAGGAACAUGACGAUUUACAAAGGUUACUGGAAAACAACGUAGAAACUUACUUGCAAUCACUGCUUCCAUAUUUGGAACGAUUUGUGCCCGAACUGUCAGAUUUAAGAGAUCACAAAGUUCAGUCCAGCAAUUACAAAGGAAUAUUACGACGGGAAACGGAGAAACUUCAAAACAAACAAGAUAAAAUUCAGGAAUUGGCACUAGCAGAGCAUGUAUUCAGUAUUUUAAGUGUGCUAGAGGUGAACACUAUAAUAGGAUGUAAAAAAGCCUGUGAAAAUUUGUUUACUGUAUUCAAAUCAAUAGAGGAAGCUGGAAAUCCAAUGGACAAACAACGUCAAAGAGUGUUGACAGGCCUUUCCUUCUAUGAACGGUUGAUAAGGAAUGUUAGAAGUCUUAAAGUUGCUUUUGAUUGCAGUAACGAUCACCAUUCCAAUCGUUUUGAUGAGCUACGACGUGAACUCCGACAAUUUGCUGAAAAAGUUCGAAGAGGAAAUGAAAACUGCAGGGGUAUUGUCUUCGUAACUAUGCGCAAGACUUGCACAAAGUUAUGUGAAGCCAUUUCAACAGAUCCUCUUAUUUGGGAGUAUCUAAAACCUGAAAGAUUUGUCGGUCGUGGCAAGGGAACGCAGGCCAUGGAAUGGACAAACGAGCAAACUGUUUUAACAAAAUUUCGCAAUGGAAAAUGCAAAUUACUAAUCUCAACAAGUGUCCUGGAAGAAGGUCUUGAUAUACCAGCAUGCAAUCUUGUUAUCCGAUUCGACAGCAUCGUGAGCAUGCGCGCCUUAAUACAAAGCCGUGGUCGAGCAGCGAGAUGUUCCGGAAGUCGUUUUAUAAUCAUGUGUAAUGAUGAUGCUGAGAUGAGCUCGCUCAAAGAACUUGAAAUAAAAGAACGCAAUAUGGAGGACAUUAUUAAAGAGAAAGCCCGCUUCUCAAUGGAAAAUACAAGAGGUUGUGAAACACAAAAAUUGGAUCGAAAUACUUGUCUAUCAUCGCCAAAGAAGCGUUCUCGACAAAAAAGACGUGCAAGUAAAGUUAAUAAAAGAAAGAACCUUGCAGUAUCAGUGACUGUAUACUACAGCAAGAAUGAUAGAAAACGAACAGUCAAAAGCUGCAUACAACCUCUACGCAGUCAUUUUGAUAUUUCGAUAAGUGAACCCAAAAGCAAAUCCCUUUCCCCGUAUGGCCUACAUGACCAGUUGGCCAUUAAAAUGGACGUCAGACCUCAGCAAGGAGAUAAAACGCAUCGAAACUCUGAUCAGCUAUUUGACGACAUUGUUCGAACAUGGUGUGAAGUUGGACCAAGUAUGUGGUUAGAAAGCGAUACAAAACCGCUGGACAGAAAUAUGGUUUUUCAUAUCAUACCAAUACAACUCUUUGCUGGUGGAGAUUUUGAAAAUCGAACAGUUUUUUCCGAGGAGUGGCAAUAUCAGUGUAAUGGUGGCGCUGAGAUCUUAUUUCUUCACGAUCUGAAGAUGAUCACAAUUGUCUUUAAAAGAAAUGAUGGAAUUCUUUAUAAAAUUGAGUUUCGUUACGACCAAAUGCACGAAUUUGUUGUUUUAAGUGUUCCAAAUGAGAAAAAAGAAUCCAUUGAUUUAUUCUUUAGCCUUCGAAACGUACCAAUGUUGUCAGCAGCAACUAAGUAUGUUUCCUGGUUUGAUGAGGAGGCUGAUGACUGCUCGUUUACCGAGUAUUAUCUGCGUGGUUAUUCAGAGUCGGAAGAUGAAGGAAUAGUUGAACUAGACGACGAAGAUAACAAUGAAGAAACUCUUUACAAGGAAGAUUUUAAUGAGAAUGAUGAUUGGAGUGCAUUUGCUAAUGUCUCACUUGAAGAAGAACCACUUCCACUUUAUGAACCAGACUUGCAAACACAAAACUUCAGCCCAAUUCAUGAAAAUGAUGAAAUUUUAUCAGAUGACUCGUCUAGUGACAGUGAAUCUGAAUCUAAUGAAGAACAAUCAUCUUUUUCUGCUGAACAAACCAGCGCAGUUGAAGAAUUAGUCUGGGUAAAAAAGUGGUCUCGUAGAGUUCAAAUCGAAGAAGGGAAGAAAUUUGGCAAAUUUCUUAGUUUACGGUUUCGUGUCCCAUACAAUUCAGAUUUAUAUGAUGCUUUAGAAGCUCUAAAAGGAUAUGGAAAGAGAAUAUUUUACGCCCCAGUUGCCAUCAAGAAUCAUAUAAAUGAGUGCUACCGUAUUGCUGUGUUUUCACAAGAAGUUCAGUAUGCUCAUCAAUGCUUCAUUGGUCUCAAUUUGAAUGUACGAUGUCGUUUAACAUCGCGCUUUUAUGAUCUUCUUACACAGAUCAGUCAAGUGCAUUGCAUUAACUCAUUGUAUCACCUGUCGUCAACGGCAGCACAUAACUACUUUAUGCAACCAGAGGAAGAGCUUUCAAUAUUGGUUUCAAGAAUGCGAAGUUUAACUCGUGCUCAUGUUACGCCAGCCUCCGUUCCUUCUCAUUGUGCUUUAGUAAAAAGACUGGUGCUUACUCCAACUAGAGUAAUUCCAUUUCCACCAGAGGUAAUGGAGACAAAUCGAGUUUUGCGCAAUUAUGAACCACAAAUGUUCAUGUCAGUUAGCAUACGAGAAGAAGAUUAUUCGAAAUUACGAGGACAAAAUGCAUCAUUGGAAGUGAUAUUGCAGGAUAUCAAAAAUUAUAUGUUGCAAGGACUGCCUGUUGCUAAUCGUGUGUAUCACUUUCUUGGCUGCUCCAACAGUCAAAUGCGUAGCCAUGGAUGCUGGUUUUUUGAAGCAGCUAACGGAGAAGAAACAACACGUAUUCGUUUAUGGAUGGGUGAUUUAAGUGGGAUAAGAUGUAUUGCGUCAUACAUGUCUCGUUUGGGUCAAUGUUUUUCAACGUCGAUUGACACAGUUGGUGUUUUACUUUCUGAAGAUUCAAGAUGCCAGGAAAUUCCAGAUGUUAAAGAUCCAUAUGACGUAUAUUGUUUUUCAGAUGGUGUAGGGACUAUAUCCACUCAACUUAUCAAAGAGGUUUGUAUAAAGGUGGGGAAAUCAAGCAAUAUCUCAGCUCUACAAAUACGUUUUGCUGGUUGUAAAGGUGUCCUUUGUGUAGACCCAACACUUCGUGGUAAACAAAUUUGUAUUCGUCCCAGCAUGAAGAAGUUUGAGUCGGAUCACAAAAGAGUGGAACUACUACAGACAUCUCGCCCUCAAGCUGCUUAUCUUAAUCAACAAAUAAUCAUGUUACUGUCUAAUCUUGGUGUUCAGGACGAAGUAUUUAUCCACCUACAAGAAAAAAUGCUGGAUAACUUAGCUGCAAUGAUGCUAAAUGAGUCUGAAGCUUUACAGCGCAUGUCUAGUAUCAUUCGAACUGGAGUCGAUUACAAGAGUCUAAGCAACCAUGGCGUGUCUUUAACAUGUGAACCUUAUAUGAAGUCUUUGAUGUGUGCAUUGUACAGGGAGCGCAUUUAUCGUUUAAUGAAGAAAAGUCGAAUUCUUGUUCCUGUAAACGACGGAAGACUUAUGAUGGGCGUUAUGGAUGAAACUGGUUUACUUGAAGAUGGGCAGGUGUUUCUUCAAUGUUCUCAUAUGACGUCAGAAGGAGAUGAGGAGAAUUUACCAAUCAAUCAACAGUCCUGGACAGUUAAUGGUUCUGUCAUGGUAACACGUAACCCCUGUUUACAUCCGGGAGAUGUACGUCAACUGGAGGCGGUGGAUAUUUUUGAGUUACAUCACAUAGUCGAUUGUAUUGUGUUUCCACAAACUGGAAGUCGUCCUCAUCCCAAUGAAAUGGCAGGGGGAGACCUCGACGGAGAUCUCUAUUUUGUAACCUGGAAUAAGGAUUUUCAACGAAGACGUGACCUCCACAAACCUAUGAAAUACCCAGCUUUACCAAAGAAAGAAAAAUAUGGUCCAAUCACUGUGCAAGAUAUGGCUGAUUUUUAUGCAGAAUAUAUUGAGCAUGAUGCACUCGGAAUUAUUGAUAAUAAACAUAAAGCUUAUGCAGACUAUGAAGAAGAAGGUGUUGAGUCCAAAUGUCUCAAACUUGCUGAGCUACACUCUUUAGCAGUAGAUGCGCCAAAAACAGGAGUAUGGCCGGCAUCCAGUCCUCCCAGACAUCCACCAUCUUACCCAGACUUCAUGAUGGUUGCUGAAAAACCCGUUCAUAUAUCACAUAAGGUACUAGGGAGGCUUUUCCACGAAGUUCGAGAUUUUGAAGAGAUCAUGAACGGCAGUGCACAAGAAAAACAAGUACAAAUUGAUUGCAGGCUAAUCUUUCCUGGCUACCAGCAGUAUUCCGAAUCAGCCGUCAUCACAUAUACAGAAUAUGCAUUGCAAUUACAGAAUAUGAUGACGUUGUAUGGAAUCAAAUCGGAAGGAGAAAUGUUGAGCGGUUAUUUUUACAAACUUAAAGGUGAAUUUGGCCGUGAGAGAUCGCAAAUUGCCGUGGUUGUACGAAAAUUGAUUCAUCAACUGCGAAUAGAGUUCCGUACUUUGUUUUUUUCUGAAUUUCAAUUAGAUGGAAGCGAGCCAUUAUCUUCAAGUCAGGUGACAGACAAGAUGAAGCAGAAGGCUUCUGCUUGGUAUCACUACGUUUAUAAACCUGCUGAUGCAAGAACGACUUCUGGCUCUAAAAAUAUUUUGACUCGGUUCCUCAGUUUCCCUUGGGUCGUUGAUGACGUACUUGUAGCUGUUCUAUCAAGUUCGACAACUAAUGUCCUACCUAAUGACGUCACGAACUCUGUUGCUCGUGAUUUAUCUCAAAGUAUUCUUACGUCUUUCAUUAUUGAUUCCAGUUAUAUGCUAGACCAGUACCAAUAUCGUCUGGAUUUAUUACAAGAUAUUGCAGAUGCUAUUUCAAGGAAUUGUCCGCAUUAUAAUCUGGUAAUGUUUGGUUCGUCUGCUAACUUUCUGUUUCGUCCAGAUUCUGAUCUAGACGUUUGCGUUGUUCAUUUGCAAAGUCGAGCACAAGUUGUCCAAAUCGAUAAAUUACAGCAAAUUCAGCCGAUUCUUCGUCGCUGCUUUGGUGGUGCAAGACUUAUUGAAGACGCCAAAGUUCCAGUAAUUCGAAUAGGAAAAAUUAGAAGUCCGCGAUCUUUUAAAAAUAGAUUGAGCAUUUCAUGUGAUGUUUCCGCUAACAUUAAUGGAUUUAUGAAAACCUACGUUUUGGUCUCUUAUUAUAAAAGAUAUCCCUGGCUGCUGCCACUUAUUCGCUUUGUUAUCAUGUGGGCAUAUGUCAGCGGUCUAUUGCAGAAACUAGACGGAUCUCUUGAGUACGGACGACAUCAAUAUCCUUGCGAACAAAUGCAGAAGGCAUACCAUAUACUUGCUAUUCAUGGCAGCAGUGAAGUACUCUUGGAUAUUAGUUCAGCCAGAGUACAAAGAGUUUUACGUUGUCUAGUCUACAGUCUCUUGAAAUCAUCAGCCAGCAGCAGGAGAGAUCACGUGCUCGCGAAUUAUCAAAAUGCUUUCGAGAAAAUCACAGAAACAAAGAGCGGUGCCUUUGUAAGAAUCCGACGUCAGCUCCCUGGAUCUAGUCAGAACUUGAUCGUUGAAGCUCGUGGUAACAUCGGGAGUAUUCGUUUCCUGGAGCGAGUUUUAAACUCACAUGAAAGUAAAUGUCAAUCCAAUAAAGUUUCGACAAUGUCAAAGUGUUUUAUUCGUGGAUCGUCGAUGAUUACCUUUGAUGGUUGUCACAACAACGAUGAUCACGUGAUACUUAUGCCUUACAACGGUUAUCAUCAUCAAACACAUGAUCAGAGAAUACGUCAUAUUCCGUUGCUUGAAAAUGGAUCUCAGACAUAUAGUCUUUGUGAUUUUCAAGAAAGCCACGUCUUCAAAAGUGUUCGCACUAAAUUUCUUGAUCAACUAAAGGUAGUAACACGUGAUCACGACAAACCCCUUCAUGGUGAUUUAGAGUUCGUUGUUCAUUUUGGUCGAAUAUACGCUUUCGACAUUCCAAAUGCAUUGAAUGAAGACAGCGAGCCAAUGACCAUCACAGAUUUUCAGUAUUCAGCCGUUAAAGGACGUAAUCCAAGGAAAUUAAUGCCGAAGUCCGGUCGAAAUAGGCCGCGCAGGCCUGGUGCCAAUAGUGGUCGUAAAAAACCAAAAUCAAAACGUAAACAAAAAAUUGAUGCAAAACCUGAAAUCGACAAAACGCCAAAUCAUUCACUUUUCACAGUAAUCAGUGAACAAGGUUCACAAAAAGUGGAGGCUUACCUGAGACGUAAGGGAUACAUAAAACAAAAUGAUGAGCCCACGAUAUCGUAUACAGCGACUGUGAAAGUUGGAAGUAGUGAGUAUUAUGCUUGUUAUGAUGAGCUUUUUCAACCAACCAAAUUACAGCUACCAAGAUUGAGAUGGUUUCUUGCUGAUAUUAAACGUCCAUGGGUCGAACAUCAUAGUACAGUUGGACCUUCCACAGGAAGCGGUGAUGGAGUGGAAUGUGACGUCAGAUUUAUAUUAGGUACCUCCCGCGAAUUUCCGCCUGGUGAUAUUGAAACAAAUGAUGAAACAAGUGUUUUAAAGGUGCUAAGUAUGAACACCAGUGGCCUUCCAUAUCCUUUUAUCACAAGUGCAGACCUUGGAAAGCGUUUACAACUAGUGAGACGAAAAGAGAAAUGCAUCUAUCAGAAACUUGGUCAUCGAACGCAAGUGUGCAUUAGUAAAGUGAAAGAAUAUUCCAGAUUAAGAAAAUCAACUUUUAAAAAAGUUUUUGAACGACAAGAACUUGUUAUUCGCCCAGAACUCCCUGCAAAUUUGGAUACUGAAACUGAAGUUGACGAGUUUCUCAAAAAGAUAUGGAAGAAAUCCUUUAAACUUGCAAAAAUUGCUUCCGUAUGAAUAGAUUAUCCUUAAAAAAUGGCAUUAUUUUGCAACAUUUAUGAAAAGAUUUUUGAAUUAACAAGUACGUAUUUGAAACAUAUUACAUUUAUAGUAGAAAAGUGAGCAUCUUUGUAAGUCAUAGAAUUUAUAUUAUAUUGCAAAAAUUAUA